This is a messenger RNA of Babesia bovis T2Bo, 513 nucleotides long. RefSeq lists its product as uncharacterized. The transcript has 7 exons. NCBI's taxonomy places the organism in Eukaryota, Apicomplexa, Aconoidasida, Piroplasmida, Babesiidae. The record is from RefSeq and is a predicted model, not a curated record. The coding region runs from base 24 to 455 and encodes 143 amino acids.
AACUAUAACCAGCGAUAUCAAUAAUGUAUUAUAUAGCGCCGCUAAUUUUAUUUUUCGUUUCCUUUUCAGUAGCAUCAUCUCCUAAGGAAGAAUCCAGCUCUAGUGGAAUUCACCUUAAUAUUGAAUACCCUAAGGAUGAUACUCCAGGUCAUCUGAAUGUAGCUACAGGUGAUGGUGAUGAGGCUGCCAAUCCCAAAACUCCGGUUGUUAUCAUAGCGCCUAAGGCAUUGGUCGACUAUGAGCGUUUGUACAAGAAGAUGAUGCAAAAUGCUCCACCUGUAAAAGGGCAUGAAAACAUAGAGAAGGGGUUGUUGUAUGACAAGAAAGAGGCAUAUUCCGACCCUGCCUCUCGUCGUCAAUUAUUAUUCGAGCUCCUACGGGACGCUGAAGCUGAUUUGGCUUUUUACCGCGCUGAUCACAGUGAGAUGGAUUUGCUAUUAUCGCAUCGUUAUUAACGUUCUGCCAUUGAAUCACCCUUUCUCUAUAUUACAAUGUUAAUGUUUAGAUACGUUA